Messenger RNA from Helianthus annuus (common sunflower), 932 nucleotides. Its product is annotated as pre-rRNA-processing protein TSR2 homolog. The record is from RefSeq and is a predicted model, not a curated record. The coding region runs from base 141 to 722 and encodes 193 amino acids. NCBI's taxonomy places the organism in Eukaryota, Viridiplantae, Streptophyta, Magnoliopsida, Asterales, Asteraceae. Gene Ontology annotation, biological process: maturation of SSU-rRNA from tricistronic rRNA transcript (SSU-rRNA, 5.8S rRNA, LSU-rRNA). Gene Ontology annotation, cellular component: nucleus. The transcript is spliced from 4 exons.
CCAGAUUUCCUGCGCCCUCAUUUACAUUCUCAACCAACACUCACAAUUUCACAAACUCCCAUACUCCAUUGCAGCCGCUGCUUCCAUCCUAAACUAACAAAUUUUAGGGUUUUGCAGAGGGGGUUUGUUUGCAAAUUGAAAUGGUGGUCCCUACACAACUGACGGCAGAGGCUGUUAAUCAGCUCAGAGAAGGUAUCGAUCUUCUGUUAGGUCGAUGGAGUGCGCUUCAGAUGGCGAUUCAGAACGAAUGGGGUGGACGUGACACUCGUCAGAAAGCACAACAGCUUGCUGUUGAUGUUUAUCAUUGGUUGAUUAGACCCGCUGAGGCAUUAUACGUUGACGAAUUGGAGGAUUUACUUGAUGAUUUUAUGCUCUCACUUAAUACUGAGAUUGAUGACGGUAGCAUCGAGGAGGUAGCGGAUAAUUUAAUGAUCAUGCAUGAAGAAUGUUUGGAAGGCAACUUUGCCUCAAUUGAACGACUAAGGCAAUCAAUUCCUGCCGCUAAUCAUCGCAUGCAGGUUGUGAACGGUGGUGAUGAUGAUGAUUCCGAUACAGCAUCAAGUUCAGGUGACGAAUCAAUGGAGAUGUCAGAUGAACUGGACCCAUCUUCGAACAUCUCUGGUAUGACUAUAAGUGAACCACCACGGGCACAGGCACCAAUCGUUGAUGCAGAUGGCUGGACCGUAGUUUCUUCUAGAAGAAACAAAGGUGGCAGGCCCUAAGUUUGUUGUCUUUAGUAUAUUUAUAUUUAUACAACUUAAUUUUCGGAAGACAGAUACUUUAUAUACAAGUAUGUAGUGUUCUCAAGAUCUUAUGUUGGUGUGUUAUAUUCAGACAGCUUUUGGUGCUUGUAAUUUUAGCUUUUCUCCUAUGUCUGAGGUUUUGUCUGAUUUGUUUGUUUUGCAGAAAAUUCUAUAUGCUUUGAAUGAUCA